Messenger RNA from Monodelphis domestica (gray short-tailed opossum), 819 nucleotides. The record is from RefSeq and is a predicted model, not a curated record. Lineage: Eukaryota; Metazoa; Chordata; Mammalia; Didelphimorphia; Didelphidae.
AUGUGCCACACCAGCUGCUCCACUGGCUGCCAGCCUCCCUGCUCCAUGCCCGUGUGCUGCCGCCCAGCCUGCUGUGUGACCCUGCUGUGCCGCCCACUGUGCCCUGUGGUGCCCAGCUGCCAGGCAGUCUGUGGGGGUGGCAGCUGCUCACCCUCCUGCUGUGUGUCCAGCCCCUGCCAGGCCACCUGCUCUGUGUCCAGUCCCUGCCAGGCCAGUUCCUGCAGCCCGUCCUGCUGUGUGUCCAGUCCCUGCCAGGCCACCUGCUCUGUGUCCAGCCCCUGCCAGGCCAGUUCCUGCAGCCCGUCCUGCUGUGUGUCCAGCCCCUGCCAGGCCACCUGCUCUCUGUCCAGCCCCUGCCAGGCCAGUUCCUGCAGCCCCUCCUUCUGUGUGUCCAGCCCCUGCCAGUCUGCUUGCUGCGUGCCCGUCUGCUGCAAACCCGUGGUGUGUGUGCCCGUGUGCACCAAGCCUGUGGCCUGUGGGGCCUCGGCCUGCCAGGUCUCCUGCUGCCAGCCAGCUUCCUACACCACCCUUGUGUGCAGACCCUCCUGUGCCCCCUCCUGCUGCUCCUAACAAGGGUGCAGCCAGACUGAGAAUCCCGACUUGGGUCAUCGGGGCCAGCCCUGCUGAGUGCCUUCUCUGCGAUUCUGAUCUGGUCAACAGGAGCCUCCAGCCCCUCCCUGAAAGCCCUGGAGCAGAGGUCCUGCUCGGCGCCCACUUAGCCCGGUGGCUCUCCUCUCUCAAGCCUUGUUGGCUGCUCAUCUGCCUUGGCAAGAAGCACUCCCUGCCAGCUAAUAAAUGGGCCUGACUGAGGCGGCUCCA